Molecule: messenger RNA, 5196 nt
Organism: Talpa occidentalis (Iberian mole)
Lineage: Eukaryota; Metazoa; Chordata; Mammalia; Eulipotyphla; Talpidae
Gene: SLC35E1
Product: solute carrier family 35 member E1
Exons: 6
Coding region: 1-1200 (399 amino acids)
Cellular component (GO): Golgi apparatus
Molecular function (GO): antiporter activity
Source: RefSeq, a predicted model, not a curated record
AUGGCGGCGGCGGCGGGCGCUGGGGGCCCGGGGGCGGCAGGCGGUGGUGGGGCGCGCGAGGGCGCGCGGGUGGCCGCCCUGUGCCUGCUGUGGUACGCGCUGAGCGCGGGCGGCAACGUGGUGAACAAGGUGAUUCUGAGCGCCUUCCCGUUCCCCGUGACCGUGUCCCUGUGCCACAUCCUGGCGCUCUGCGCGGGGCUGCCGCCGCUCCUGCGCGCCUGGCGCGUGCCUCCCGCGCCGCCGGUGUCGGGCACCGGGCCCGGCCCGCACCAGUCGCCCGGCCCGCUACUGCCGCCGCGCUUCUACCCUCGCUAUGUGCUUCCGCUCGCCUUCGGCAAGUACUUCGCGUCCGUGUCUGCGCACGUCAGCAUCUGGAAGGUCCCCGUGUCCUACGCUCACACCGUCAAGGCCACCAUGCCCAUCUGGGUGGUCCUCCUGUCCCGGAUCAUCAUGAAGGAGAAACAGAGUACCAAGGUAUAUUUGUCACUUAUCCCCAUCAUCAGUGGUGUCCUACUGGCCACUGUUACCGAGUUAUCCUUCGACAUGUGGGGGCUUGUCAGUGCCCUUGCUGCCACACUGUGCUUCUCCCUGCAGAAUAUUUUCUCUAAAAAGGUACUGAGAGACUCUCGGAUCCACCAUCUCCGACUGCUGAACAUCUUGGGCUGCCAUGCUGUCUUUUUUAUGAUCCCCACAUGGGUCCUGGUAGACCUCUCGGCCUUCUUGGUCAGCAGUGACCUGACAUAUGUGUCCCAGUGGCCCUGGACACUUAUGCUCCUGGCUAUCAGUGGCUUCUGCAACUUUGCCCAGAAUGUCAUCGCCUUCAGCAUCCUCAACCUCAUCAGCCCUCUGAGCUACUCUGUUGCCAACGCCACCAAGAGAAUCAUGGUCAUCACCGUGUCCCUGAUUAUGCUGCGAAACCCAGUCACCAGCACCAAUGUCCUGGGCAUGAUGACAGCCAUCCUGGGGGUCUUCUUGUACAACAAGACCAAGUACGAUGCAAAUCAGCAAGCCCGGAAGCACCUCCUCCCUGUCACAACGGAGGACCUCAGCAGUAAAGAGCACCAGAAGCCUCACAACGGCAUCCUCUUCCCCCAGCAUGGGGACUAUCAAUAUGGCCGCAACAACAUCCUAACAGAUCACUUCCAGUAUGGUCGACAGAGCUACCCAAAUUCCUACAGUUUGAACCGUUAUGAUGUGUAGUCUAGAGGGCAGGGUGGGACCUUUGUGCUACUCCUUCCCCCACCCCCCAGCAGCACCAGAAACUUCUGACAACCAGUGAAUGUACAACCCAGUCACGGGGCCAUGGGGAUGGUACACAACCAUCAGAAGACCCUCAGGCAGCAGACCCAAGUCCCUGUGAAGAGGACGGUCGAGAGGAGCGCUGGCAUUUAUUGCCCUUUCCCUGGAGUCUCAUCUGAGGGCUGUGUCACCGUGGAGGUCUUGGCCAGGUUUGACCUUUCUCCGUGGACUUGCUCCCAGGUCCUGUAUUUCAUAGCCCUUGUUCUGUCCAGAUGAUGUCAAGACCUGCUCUGGAGAGGCUGUAGAAACAGAUCCCACAGUAAAGAAAAGAAUGGCUUCCCAGGGACUGAGAAAAGAGGGGUGCACAAGUAACAGACCAGCAUUUAGAUUGAUAUGCAGCCAAAGAGGAGCAUGACAAUUAUGAAAAACAUCUCCAGCCACGGAGCUGGACAGCUUCCCUGUCAUCUCCAUAGCUGUUUGCAGUUCCAAAGGUUCCAGAAAGAAAACUGAUCAGUUAGUAUUGAGUUCUUGGAGCCUGGGUCUUUGAAUUGCAGGUCUGGUUUGUAUCUGGCCUGAGCAGGGCAUAUCUCUGGGUAGGAAAAGAGUGGAGCAGGAGAUUAUGGUCAUUGGUCAGUGUUUCAUGCUCUAUUUCCCUAAUACCCAUUUUGUCUUUUCUGGUUGAGUCUUCACCACUUCUGGGAUGACUUAAUCGGGUGGUUGGUGGAAUGCUGUUCACUUUAUGAGGCUCUGGCAUUUUUUAAGGGAGUGUUUUAUAGUUAAGUGUAUGUGUUUAUGCCUUGGUUCCCAUUGGGGGACGCAUGAGGACUGGCUUAUGGAUCAAAAGUCCUUUUGAUUCGAAAAGUACUGUCUCAAAAUAAGCAAAAUCCCUACUGGUGAUGCCUAACCAUUUUGGCAUUUAGUAGGAAGCAGCAGAAGUGUUUCAACCACAAUCACUGAAAGUGAAACAAAUCAAGAAUAUCAUCCGAGUAGUCUGUGUGACAGACAAGCAAGUGUUUUCACAUUAUGAUCUAAAUCAUGUCCUGGUGAAGGCUGAACGCCAAGCUAGCGUUUGGUUUGCCAAUUCAUAUUCUUUGGUCAAGAAUAAGUUUGGGUUUUGGCAGAAUCACAUCAGGAAGAUUAUGUGAUCCCAGCAGAAAUCCCCAUGUGCCAAGGUCCAGGUCCAGGUCCCCAUCUUUUCUGGCACCACAAAAGGACUGCCCUCUAUGAGGGGGCCACUAGCUUGGCUGGUGAAUUCCUUGGUGAGAGCUGCCUUCUUCCUUCAGCACCACCCCAAUCUCUUGGACAGGUUUUUGGGGUAAGCAACAUAUGGGACAGCAGGUUACCCUUGUACCUCCCGGUGAAUGAGAAAACUCCCCUAUACAGAGGAGUGCUAGACACCUGGUUGGUUGGUUGGUUGGUUUUCGUGAUUGGGAUUUUAUAUUUGAGAGAUUACAUUUUCUCAGCUUGAGAGUCGGCUAUUCCUAAGAGACUUAGGGGUCCCUUCUGGCCUGUGAGUUUGCAUACCUCUGGCCUCAGGGGUCCCUGUUGAUUGUUGCUUGCUCAUUUUAUCUUUAGUUGGGUCCCAAAAUUUGAGACCAUGUAAGAUAGGAGGCAGCAAUCCUGAAGGUGUAGUGUGUGUGCUAGUGCUUUCCCCAGAGGGGCUGGAGUCUAAAUCUUCUCACUGGUGAACAACAGAUGGGGAUAAUUUUGCACUGCAAACAUACAACAGUCUUUUUAUUUGUAAUAACUGAUUUCUUGAACAUAUACUCAAACUCCAAAAUGAAUUAUGCCUCUCUUCAGGUUUAAUGACAUUUCUGAUGUUGAUGAAAUUUGUAUAUUGCCUUUUCUAAUGCAGGAUCUGCUGGUGAAGGGAAAUAGCUGACUGGUUUUAUUAUGGUUUAUAAAGGGUAUUUAAUUUUGUACAUAAAUUUGCAGUAAGUACAUACACUGGAAUGAAUGACAAUCUUAUUCAACUAAAUAAUCAGAUCAAGACAAUACACUUCUGAGACUUGAAAAUUCAGAAUUGACAUUAAUCUCUUGAAGGCCAUUUUCCUGUCACUACUGCCCCAGCCUCUGCCCUCUCCUAUGUUCAUGCCUGCAGCUGUCCCGUCCUACCUGAGGUUUGUGGCAAUGGAUUCAGUUCACCCAUCCAUAAUACAGUCUGGCCUGCAACACUAACCCUAGCCCAACUCCUUCAUUUUACAGAAGAGGAAAUUGAGGCUCAGAGGGCAUUUCUAUAUAGUGCUUGUUCACUAUUUUGAGAAUUAAGCACCUUAAAAAACUUACUCAUUAUAGGGAAAACCAAAUUCCCAUCACAAAGGAGAGAAGCCUAUCGAUAUAUUCAAGUGGAGCACCUGGAGUUUCUGACAUCAUGCAACAGGCCCUUCAUUAUCUCUGGGAUAUGACCAGAUCCAGAUUGCUCAAGUUCAAACAGCCUUAAGGGCAUAGAACAUUGAACCGUUAAAAGAUCUGCAAAUUGUGAAUUCUCUUUUCUAAGUGUCAUCUGUUUUCAAGACUUAAAUGCUAUAGACUGUUCUGUGGGAAUGAUACUGUGUAUGUUCAUUGAUGGCAUUUACCAAAAAUAAAAGAUGGUCUCCAGGGAAUUGAGACUGGUCCCAAUUUGUCACUGAGGGUUUCUUUAUAAGUGUGCUUAGCAACUGAACUUCUAAGUAGUAGAAAGAAUAAACCAACUUGGUUCUCAAAUUCAGAUAUAUUACCUUUAUUUCUGAGCCAAAACUUAAAGACAUGUGAUUUGUGGAUUUAGGACAUUGUAGAAUAAAAGAAUUACAACUGAAGAGUUAAUGAUAUGCCUUUACUGAACAGACUAACAUGGAAAAUCCAAGAAUACUGUGUAUUUCUGAGGAAUAAUAGCUAAUAUUGAGUACCCACUAUAUGCCCAACACAGUGGUGGCUUUUCAUAUACAAUCCUUACAAUCAGUACCUUUGCACUGUUUUUAUUAAUCUUACUUUACUAAUGAAAAUGAAGCCCAAAGGAGUUAUGUCACUUGUUUGAGGUUAUAGAGCUACUUCAGUUAACCUCCAAAGCCUGUAUUACUCCUAACAGAAUUUCCCUUCAAAUGCAGUAGAAGGAUAUUAGUUUCUGCUAAAACAAUUGCCUGCAUCUUUUAAUUCUCCCGUUAAGUGAUUUACUGAGCAUGUAAUGUCUAGUCAGACUCCAGCCUUCAGCACUGUGUGCGCGUAGAAGUGGUAGCAGCAGACAGGUGCUAUUGGCAGUAAGUGAAAAAAUGCUUAGAGCAUCUGAGGGGCACGAAGGAACAUUUGAACUUGCAUUACAUUCACAGGGUCUUUGCACAGUCUGUGUGCCUUGUUAAUCAUCAGAGCUUAAGGGAGGCAUCAGCACCAAAUGAGAGGGAAGUGGAAAAAGAAGUCAAGGUUUCCCCUUGGUGCAAGACUGGGGCCUGGGAGUGUCUGAGCAGCCAUCAUAAAAUAAGCUGUUUUGGUUUACCUCACCUUUGUCAUAUACUCCUAAGAGGAGUCACUGCCAUCAAGGGGUAUAUCCUCCCCUUCAUUUCCCCGGCAUACUAUGGUAGGAGCCCCCUGUCAAUAUAACUCAGAUGGUUUUGUGGCCAGUCAGUUGAAUUUUGGCCUCACAGGCUCUGCAUCAGGGGUAGAAACAGGGCUUUCCACCUGGCUGGGUUUAGGAUGGCCCCAUUGUUCAGACAUCCAUUUGUUUCCCCAGGGCAACUCCUUUGUUUGUUUGGUGACACAUGAUCAGGCCCAAAAAAUGCUCCUUACUCCCAGACUAUGUUGUAGCACCUUUCCUUCUGCAGUGGCUACAGCUAGUUGAACCACAGUAGGUCCAGUUAUUGCAGGAGACGAGGAGACAAUACCACUAGGCUUUAGCUUUACUGAGACCACUGGUCUGGAUGACUCUACAUUUCUUCAGUCACCCACUACUUUUUAAAAUAACUUUUACUGUCUGUAUUUUUAAGUUUG